UCUAUCGUAGCUGUUUGCUGGGCACGGACGCGACUUUAAAUUCAAUCAUCCAAACACCAUGGCAACGACAACAACCAAAAUCAAAUACAAUGUGGACUAUAUCCAAAAAGCUUUGGCCCAAGCCUAUCAAAGUGAAAAUUUACAUGUCGAACAUGUUGAAUCGGCAACAAGGAAACAAAACGGUGAAAACUUUUGUAGCGAUAUCUAUCGAUUGACAGUGAAAUACCGUAAAACUCCCGAAUCCCCCAUUGAAGUGGGUAAAUAUGUAAUCAAAAACUUGUAUCCAGACGUCGCUGUAAUGGGUACAUGUGAAAAGCUUCUCUUACUACAAAUAUUGCCAGCCAUGGAUGAGAUCUUGGGAAAAGCUUCUCCAUUGACCGAACAUAAGCUAAAUGCCAACUGCCUUUACUGUGAUCCUACGCCAGGCACAGAAGAUUAUCUACUAGAGGAUUUAAAUGCUUUAAGUUAUACAUCGAUGGAUCGGCAAAAAGGUCUCGAUCUAUAUGAGGCAAAGAUAUGCUUACAAAAACUUGGUCAAUUUCAUGCUGCUUCAAUGGUUUUAAUUCAAGAACAACCCGAAUUAGUCGGAAAACUUCCACCCUCACAAUAUUCCAAGGGUAUUAAGUUUGAUCUUGGUAGAGUCAUAAUAAUAAAUGGCACUAAUUACGCGGCCAAGGCAUUUGCCAAUGAAAUGCCAGAAAUAGCUGCGAAAAUGAAAGCACAAAUACCCGAUGCAUAUGCUAAACGAAUGCGUUCAGUUGUGGAUCCCAAGAACUCGGCUUUCAAUGUUAUAACUCAUGGUGAUCUAUGGGUGAACAAUAUAUUGAUCGACAAAGCCGCAGAGAAAGCUGUCUUUGUGGACUUUCAAAGCAGUUUUGUAGGCAGCCCGGCAAUUGAUUUACAUUUCCUUUUCUACACCAGCCUGGAAUUAGAUGUUCUACUCCAUAGUCAAACUGAACUGCUACAGCAUUAUCAUGAGAGUCUAACAAAUACAUUAAAGGCAUGCCACUAUACAGGAUCGAUACCUACUUUCCAGCAAGUAACUGAUGAAAUAGAACGUUGUCUACUAUAUGGUUAUUAUGCCGCUGUCUGUGAAUUACCCAUUUGUUGUGCAACUCGUGAAGCUAGCGAGGACUUUGGCUUACAUACCUUUGAGGACGACGAGGUGAUGCUUAAAAAGCGAGGACAAUUGUUCAGUAAUCCUCGUUUUUUGAAAACAGUGAGAGCCACAUUGCCUAUAUUUCAUGAGAAAGGUGUACUAGAGACUCCUUGAAACUCCACGUAAAAUCACAGUACACCAUACAGAAACUGAGGUAUUAACAUAUCUGAGGUAUUAAGUUAGCAGCGAUUUUUUUUAUUAGCUUUUUACAGCUUUUAAUAAUGGGAUUAAAUUUGUCUUAAUAAAAAUUUGACUUCUUAUCUUAUAUUUA
This is a messenger RNA of Drosophila willistoni, 1430 nucleotides long. RefSeq lists its product as uncharacterized. The coding region runs from base 59 to 1273 and encodes 404 amino acids. The record is from RefSeq and is a predicted model, not a curated record. The transcript has 3 exons. NCBI's taxonomy places the organism in Eukaryota, Metazoa, Arthropoda, Insecta, Diptera, Drosophilidae.